Anarrhichthys ocellatus (wolf-eel) is the source of this 4708-nucleotide messenger RNA. RefSeq names its product PR domain containing 11 (gene prdm11). The transcript has 6 exons. The record is from RefSeq and is a predicted model, not a curated record. Lineage: Eukaryota; Metazoa; Chordata; Actinopteri; Perciformes; Anarhichadidae. The coding region runs from base 115 to 3360 and encodes 1081 amino acids. Gene Ontology annotation, molecular function: protein binding.
UGUAUAUGUGUGUAUAUGUGUGUAUAUGUGUGUAUAUGUGUGUAUAGAGCUGCUUGCCUCCUGAAUUCUUCUUUUGUUCUGCAGAGUUGACACGUUUCCCGUCAUGGUUCCACUAUGAGCGAGAUGUCGUUGGACCUCUGGUUCUGUGAGGAGUGUCAGGACUAUUUCCAGAAGGAGUGUCCGUCCCACGGGCCCCCGCUGUUCGUCCCCGAUACACCUGCGGCCCCGGGGUCGGCCAACAGGGCGGCGCUCACGGUCCCAUCAGGCCUGGAGGUCUUCACUGAGGGGGACGACGUGGACGUCCGCUGUCUGGAUUCAAACAUCCCCAGGGGGGCGGUCUUUGGUCCCUACGAGGGACAGCUGGUGUCCAAGGACAAAUCCUCCGGCUUCUUCUCCUGGAUAAUCGUUGAUUUUAACAACACUUAUCAGUCCAUCGAUGGCAGCGAUGAGACCAAAGCCAACUGGAUGAGGUUCGUCCGAACCUCGUCAGAGGAGAGCGACAGGAACUUGACUGCGUUUCAACGCGGUAAAAACAUUUUCUUCAGAGUGAGUCGGACGCUGGCCGCCGGAGAGAAGCUGAGAGUUUGGUACAGCGACGACUACAUCCAACGACUUCACUGUGUCUCUCAGGAGAGCAUCGACCAAAACCUGGAUGCAGGUGAGCCAGACACAGAUACCAGGACGCUGAAAGUCUUCAACGUUCAGGAGGACUUUAAAUCUCCCUGCCUGCAGUCUGUUCUGCAGGGCAAACCUAGCCCCAGUAAACAAUCCAGCGAGGAGUCGGACGGCCAGCCUCCUGCCAAGAGGAAGAAGAUCGACUUCAUCUUCAAAGACGUCCUGGAGGCUUCUCUGGAGGACUCCUGCAAGUCCAGGUCCCGGUCUUCCCUCCACAGUGAGUGUAAAGCAACAGCGCUCGGGUUAAACUCGUCUGACGGUGGCUUUAACAUACCGAAACUGAAGGUGGAGGAGAAAGAGGAGGAGAACCAGAGCGGCGAGGAGCCGUCUACCUCCUUCUGCCCCAACUGUGUCAAACUGAAGAGGAGGAUCCAGGAGCUGGAGGAGGAGCUGUCCCGUGUCAGAGGAGAACGGGGUCCACCAAUGUCUGGACAGACCCUGACCCAACGAGAUCAGGCCCCGCCCCAUCCCGAGCAUCAGGCCCCGCCCCAUCCCGAGCAAGGCCCCGUCGAGGAUUUUCAAGUGAUGGAGCCCUUGAUGCCCACUCAGGUGGUUUUAGAUGAAGACGACCCAGACGUGGACUCGGCUGAUGACUCGAUUGCUGCAGAUCUUGUGAUUUCUCCAGAAGACUCGUUGAAGCUUUCCUCGGGAGGAGGCCGACGGAUUCGUCGCUUCAAGCAGGAGUGGCUGAAAAAGUUCUGGUUCCUCCGCUACUCGCCAACUCUCAACGAGAUGUGGUGCCACGUCUGCCGCCAGUACACCGUCCAGUCAUCCCGAACCUCUGCCUUCAUCAUCGGCUCCAAGCAGUUCAAGAUCCACACCAUCAAGCUCCACAGCCAGAGCAACCUCCACAAGAAGUGUCUGCAGCUGUACAAGCUGCGCAUGCAUCCGGAAAAGACAGAGGAGAUGUGCAAGAACAUGACGCUGCUGUUCAACGCGGCAUACCACUUGGCCCUGGAGGGACGGCCCUUCUCCGACCUCCGUUCACUGGCGGAGCUGCUGAAGAGGUGUGAGCUCAAAGUGGUGGACCAAUACAUGAAUGACGGAGACUGUCAGAUCCUCCUGCACCACAUCGCCCGGGCUUUAAAGGAAGACCUGGCUGAGAAGAUGCGCCUGUCUCCCUUCCUAAGUGUCAUAAUGGACGCCCAAAAUGACGACCUUUUCUCAGACAUGGUAGCGGUCUACGUCCAGUUCAUUACCAAUGAGGGCUCCCCGAACACAGAGUUCCUGUCCUUGCAGAGACUGAGCAUGGCCAGUGUGGACGGAUAUCUCCAGGCUAUGGAUCGAGCCUUUGGUGUCCUCGGCCUCAGGUUUCAGGACUUGUUGGUGGUGGGUCUGGGGGUAGAUGGCACCAACAUCUCCUCAGGAAUGAGAGCCAACCUGUACAUAGCUGUACAAAAGACUUUCCCUUGGAUCCUCUGCCUCCCUAUCAUGAUCCAUCGGCCCCAUCUAGAGGUGUUGGAUGCCAUCAGUGGGAAGGAGCUCUCCUGCCUGGAGGAUCUGGAAAACAACCUCAAGCAGCUCCUCAGUUUCUACCGCUACUCCCCUCGCAUGAUGGCCGAGUUGCGAUCCACAGCUCCAACACUGUCGGAGGAGACAGAGUUCCUUGGAGACAUUAGAGCCAUUCGAUGGAUCAUUGGAGAACCAAAUGUCCUCAACGCUCUCAUCAAAGAUUACCUGGAGGUAGUCGCCCAUCUGAAGGAGAUCAGCAGCCAGACGCAGAGGGCUGACGCCGCGGCCAUCGCCCUCACCCUCCUCCAGUUCCUCAUGGACUAUCAGUCAGUGAAGCUCAUCUACUUCCUUCUGGACAUCAUAGCUGUUCUCUCACGAUUAGCCUUCACCUUCCAGGGAGAGUACCUGCUGGUGUCACAGGUGGAAGCCAAGAUAGAGGAGGCCAUUCUGGAGAUCGGUCAGUUGGUGGACUGCCCCGGAGAGUAUCUGCAGGAAUUUGAAGAAAAUUUCCGUGAAAGUUUUAACGGCGUUGCUCUGAAGAACCUGCGAGUUGCAGAGUCUAAGUUUCAGUCCAUCAGGGAAAAGAUCUGCAACAGGAGCCAGGGCAUCCUAUCUCAGAGGCUGGACCUGCAGAGCCGCACAUUUGCCAAAGCCUGCAAGGUCCUGGACCUGUCCACCUGGCCCCAUAAUCGGGAGGAUUUACAAGCUUACGGGGAGGAAGAAAUCCAGGUGCUAUUCAACCAUCUGGACUCCAUUCCGUGUGGGGGUCAGGAGGGCUCCCAGGCCAGGACGGAGGCCAGGGGUAACCUGGUGGGUGAAUGGAAGGAUCUGAAAGCAGACUACUUCAGUAUGAACGGUUUUAAAGAGGUCAUCGGUCACAUCUGCAGGUACAAGCAGCGCUUUCCUUUGCUGAAUCGGAUUGUGCAGGUUGUCAGGGUCCUGCCCAGUUCCACGGCCUGCUGCGAUAAAGGCAGAGGGUCUCUGCAGAAGAUGUGCAGGAACAAUCGCUCCCGGCUAACACUGGAGCAGAUGAACGACCUGCUGACUGUGGCAGUUAACGGACCGCCCAUGGCCAACUUUGAUGGGAAGCGAGCGUUGGACAGCUGGUUUGAGGAGAAGUCUGGCAGCAGUUACUCUCUGUCAGCUGAGGUGUUAAACAGGAUGUCAGCCGGUGACCAAAAGUCUGUCCUGCACAGCGUUGACGUCAACACAGAGUUCUACCCCGUCAUCUAACAGACAAACACAGUGGUGUAGUGCUGCAGCAAGAUACUGACACACUAAUACUGAGGAAGUGAGGCAGCAUCGCUCCUCAACCACUGAUUCCCAACCAGGCUACUUGUACUUUUGCAGUUCUUCUGCUGAUCUUCGGUAUAGUUAUUGUCACAAACUUGCCAACUCUGAUAUUCUUCCUGCAAAGACUGAAAGAACUCUCUGCUUUCGAUUCAGUUGAUUAUAAGUUGAUCAAGACUGAGGAAAGACUAGUUUAGUAAGAAGGACAACGACAAGCUAAACAUAAAGACGUUUGAAACAUCCAGUUUCUUGCAGUAGUAAAAAUGAAAACUUGGCCUAAACAUAAACAAUUAUUGUAUCGGUUUGGGAACCACUUCAUCACUGGGCAGACCUCUGUCUGUGACAAUGUUCCCUUCAGCUGGAUGGCUGAAGUAUAAAACAGGCCUACCAAGGGCUCUGCUGCAGAACGACACUAAAAGAGACACAAAACAACCACAAAGACGCAAGAAAGAUAAGAAAUGCAAAACAACCACAAAGAUUCAAAAUGGCCCCAAAGAGACUCAAAAACACAGUAAAUGAUUACAAUGAGAUGCAAAAUGACCAUCGAGAUGCAAAACAGCUACCAAAAGACACAAAGCGACUAGAAUAAGAUGCAUAACAACUUCAUAUACACAAAACCACAACAAAAAAUGACAUAAAAUGACUAAAAGAUGCAAAACAACAUAAUGUGAGACGACCACAAAGAGACGCAAAUGAAGAUCAGAAAUGCAAAACAAGCACAGAGAUAAGAUGAGAAACAAAGCGGCUUCAAUGACUGAAGAGACACAGAAAAGAGACAACAUCGAUCAUAGAGAUGCAAAACGGCAAUAAAGAGACACAACGGACUAGAGAAACGUAAAGCGACCACAAAGACAUGAAGAACAACCACAAAAUAACCAGAGAUACAAAAUGACUGAAGAGACACAAAAGAGCUACAAAGUGUCGACAAAUAGAGAGAAAAUGAGCAGAACAAUGACGACGGAGACGUAAAACAACUACAAACUACUCCUCAGUGUGAAUGUCUUAGUCCAGAGACUCGCUGUCUCAAGAGUCCACGUUCAGCUGGACGCUGAGGUCCUCUUUGUUCACUGAUGGACGUCGUUGACGGAGUUCUCCUGCACUAGACACACAGAAGCAAAGCACUUGUUGGCAGAAUAGAAGUCCGUUAUACGUUGGGAACAAUCAGAGAGGGUCGAGCUGAAGGUCCAUUGAGCAUCAUGUGGAGGAUGUAUGAAGGCUUUAUAUUUCUAUAAGAGAUGCAGACGUCCCUGCUUCACACUGUGUAUAUUGUACAAACUGUGUAUAGUUCUAA